GUGUUCUCGCGGUGGACAAUUUUGAGCGCCUGGAACCAACUCGAAUUGUUACUACUGGAAAUGCAAACAUUGCGAUGAUCAGGUGCUCGAAUCCAGGGUCAUGACAACAGCCUACUUAUCAGGCGCUGGACCAAUGUAACUGCUCCUCUGCGCCAAGCAGCGCGCCUGUUUGUUAUGGACAAGACAGGCAACCUCAGCACCCUUGAUCCAAUUCUUACUUCCGCUGCUUCGAAUUCCCAAUCUGCUUCUGGAAGUUCUACUACCGCCGUAUUCCCAUCAAGAGACGCAAAGCUUCAAAUUUGUCAACCCUAGAUGGAUACGUUGAUCAACGAACCAUUGAAUAAUGCACAAAAUAACCUAGCAAAUGCAAAGCUGCUCCGCUUUUUCAUUCAUGCCAAUAUUCCCAGACGCGUUUUUAUGCAUUGAUUCUCCAAUGUUUAAGUGUGCUAGAGUACGUUCUCCACUUACCCUGGUCUGCAUGCGUCCUCAUGCCAAGAAGAAGACCAAUGGUCUAGCUCCUGUCACAUCUGAGCUUAUAAACACGAUCUUGAAUGACCCCCCCUACUCAAAUUUAUUGUCGAUGCAAUUGAACUUCUUCGCUGCGCAAAGAAGAUGUCCCAGCUCUGCAAUCUUGACUCACAAGUGUGUUGCAGCCCUCUACCAGCCACUCCUCGUACAUCAUACCGCGCUCAAGUCCCUUCAGAAAGAACACAAGAAGCACCUGGAACGCGAGAAAGCUCUUGGUGACAUCUUGACCUCACUCCGCGCUGGCUAUAACCCUAACUAUCAAGAUAUGGCCGUCCUCGAGGCUGUGCGUGGCUGGGAGGCACUAGCAGGAUUACCUCACACAAACGACGUACGCAAGGGUGACGAUGGGAAAGCUGACACUACCGCGGAAAAACCGAAAACAGAUGACGAUAUUGAAGAUGAAGGUCUCUGGAAUGCAGCAAAGAUCGGGAAGGAGUUGGAUCAGUUGUUGAAAACAGAUCAUGUGACGCUGCUGCUAGAACAUGAUUAG
Suillus subalutaceus is the source of this 1018-nucleotide messenger RNA. RefSeq lists its product as uncharacterized. The transcript is spliced from 4 exons. The record is from RefSeq and is a predicted model, not a curated record. Lineage: Eukaryota; Fungi; Basidiomycota; Agaricomycetes; Boletales; Suillaceae. Bases 365 to 1018 code for a protein of 217 amino acids.